This is a messenger RNA of Chondrus crispus (carragheen), 1622 nucleotides long. RefSeq lists its product as hypothetical. The record is from RefSeq and is a predicted model, not a curated record. Gene Ontology annotation, molecular function: calcium ion binding. Lineage: Eukaryota; Rhodophyta; Florideophyceae; Gigartinales; Gigartinaceae. The transcript has 4 exons. The coding region runs from base 56 to 712 and encodes 218 amino acids. Gene Ontology annotation, cellular component: centriole; centrosome. Gene Ontology annotation, biological process: centriole replication; mitotic cell cycle.
AGAAAAACGAUUUUUUUUUGCGUACCACUGCACCCUCGCACUAUUAUCCGCGUGAAUGCAUGUCGUGGCAUUUCAAGCAUUUCUGUUGCGAGCCACCCACCCCUACAGCCCUCUUCGCGUUUUUGCCUUCCCACACUCUUGCCCCUCAAUUUCGUCGCCCAGCCUUUCACCUCAUUCCCUUGCCGUCCCUUCUUCCUUCGUCAUGGGUAAAGAUGAAAUCAUCGACACCACUCCCUCGCGCCCGCUGGCGAAGCGCCCGGAGCUCACGGAGGAGGCAAAGGUAGAAAUCCGCGAAGCGUUUGAGCUGUUUGAUUCGUCUGGUAGUGGCAUGGUCGCACGGCGUGAACUCAAGGUCAUGAUGCGCGCACUGGACUUCACACCGCGCAAGGAGCAGCUAUCUCGUGUCUUGUUGCAAUCAGGGAUUGCAGUCAAAGCGUACCAGAUAUCCUACCCUGAUUUUGAAAACCUCAUUUUCCAACUCAUGAAUGAACGAGACAUCCAGGAAGAGAUGAUGAAGGCCUUUGAACUGUUCGAUGUCGACAAGACGGGCAAGAUCUCGGCGGAAAAUUUGCGCACUGUCGCUGACCAACUCGGGGAGAAGAUGACGGACGAGGAGCUGGCGGAAAUGAUUAGGGAGGCCGAUAUGGAUAAGGAUGGCGCGGUCAGCGAUACCGAGUUCAUACGCAUAAUGAAGAAAACAGACCUCUGGUGAUGCUCGCUUCUGCUAUUUGUACAUUGGAAACCCAUCUUGUUCAGUGCCUCCAAGCCAUACCAUGCUUUGCUCUAGUCGUUGCGCCAAUCUGCUGCAGCCCCACACCAUCUUUGCUAGCGCUUGCAAACUGUGCCUGGCGGCAAAGUCUGUAGUCGCUUCUUGGUGGCUACGUUCGUCGUCACUCUCCUUUUGCUUGCAUCCCGCCGUUUGGCAAAAACUGUGCCUUUUUGCCGCGACUAAAUUUAUCUUGAAUUAAACUCUCCACCAACGACCCAGUUCAUUCAAAUCGUUGCAACUUUCUCUCCACGCUUGUCCGGAUGCCCAUUGUAUAACCACCAGACAUCAUCCGCAAUCCAUCAUGCUGCGUCGGAAACCUACUCGUCAACCGCUUACUCAAACAGACACUGCCGAGCUCGACCGGAUCCGCCGCGAGUGGCGCGAAAAGGCGGAAGCGGACGUCAUGAAGGACGAGCCGGCCGUCGUGACCGAGAGCACGAUGCGUCAGAAGGCAGUGGAGGGAUCGACUGUCAGCGACCGUCUCGGCCUCCCUCGUCGAAGUCCGGGACAGUAAUCGCUACAACGGUUCGAAGAUAUCUCGUUCCCGCGUCAUUUCGCCCACGUAGAAGUCCAGCGCCGCUUCCGAACUCACCAUGCCGCGCGUGAGUCGCCCGCCCGCCGAGUCGCAGGGCGGCUCACUGCAGUUGUGCACCACGGCCGCGUGGACUCGCACUUCGAUUCCCCCGUUGUUGAGAAUGCCGGACAGGCCCUCGACGUGGUACGGACCUUGCUCGGCCGGCAUGUGGAGAGUCUCUUCUUCCCCGCUCUCGUUGACGUUGACGAUAUCGGCCUCCCCCAACUUGCCGGUCGCGGAGAAAAUAAAGCACUUGCCCACAGUUCUUCGCUUGAGAAA